Messenger RNA from Rubroshorea leprosula, 460 nucleotides. The record is from the annotation of a GenBank genome assembly. Lineage: Eukaryota; Viridiplantae; Streptophyta; Magnoliopsida; Malvales; Dipterocarpaceae.
CUUCAAGAUUGUGUUUAUCAACAAUUCCAAAAGGCACAAAGUUUUUGUUCUCCUUUGAAAAUGGCAAAUAGAGAGCAGAAGGCCGCUAGUAUUCUGCUGCUUGUAAUGUUUCUGCCGUUUCUCAUGUUUCAGUACAAAGUGACUACCAGAUUUAGCAGGAGUUGCAGCCCUGCGUGCCAUAUGGAAGUAACAAGGACAAGAAAGCUCUAUGUAAUGGCCCAAGACUUUGGAGGAGGCGAUGAUGAUUAUGAUUACAAUAACAAUUUCUAUAGAAGGCAAGGUGAUGUUCCAAGCCCAGGAGUUGGUCACUGAAUUCAGCCUCCUUCUGCUGUCUUUGUUUUUAUUUCAUUUUCUUUUCCUUUCUAUUUCCUUUUUCUGCCUCUGAAUCAUCUAUGUGUCCUCUGUUGAUAAGUAUACUUCAAUGUUUUUUUUUUCUUUAAAAUGAAAAAUAAUAUUAUCC